UGAAAUGUUGACGUCGAUUAUUGUCAAUAUUGUUUGCUCUUGGUAGAAUUUCGUGCCCGACUUUUUUGUAAAAUUUCAUCAAUUCCUAAUGGUAGAACAUGCUUCAUUCGUUUCAUAAUUCGUGAGUAACUAUAAACUAUAAACGUUGUGAAAAAAAAUUCAAAACGAAGUGUACUAAUGAUGCCUGCAAGAUUAGGACUACCAAUAUUGCACGAAAAUCCUCUAUGGAUUUCAUGGCAUGAUUCCAACUGGAUUCCAAUUCUCAAUCCGGCCAAUGUACUUGAUUAUUUUUCGGAAAAAUCAAACCCAUUUUAUGAUCGCACUUGUAACAAUGAAAUAGUUCGUAUGCAACGUCAAAGCAUAGAUAUGUUGAGCAAUAUGUCUGGCGUUGAAUAUAUUUUGCUACACGUCCAGGAUCCUAUUUUAUACGUAAUUCGCAAGCAACAUAGACAUAAUCCAACAGAUGCAACACCAUUGGCGGACUAUUAUAUCAUUGCGGGUACCGUAUAUCAAGCACCGGAUUUGGCCAGUGUAUAUAAUUCAAGGAUACAUUCAUCGGUGCAUCACCUCCAGAGUGCUUUUGAAGAAGCUAGCUCUUUUUCGCGAUAUCAUCCAAGUAAAGGAUAUUCAUGGGAUUUCUCUGUCAACAAAGCAAUUGCAGAGAAAAAUAAAAACGAAAAAAGCAAAACUGCUCCUGACAAGGAAGAACCAAGUUCGCUUUUUCAACGGCAACGCGUCGAUAUGCUUUUGGGAGAUCUGCUGAGAAAAUUUCCCCUUCCUCUGCCACAACUUCAAAAUCAGAGCCAUCCCAACCAGCACGCGGUGGCCAAUGCAAACGAUAACAUGGAUAAUGCAAUGGAAAAUGGAUCAGAAGUUUCAAACAUUAAACAAGAACGCAUGGAUCAUGUUUCCAACAAACGUAAAGAUAGUCCUAACAUGUUGGUCAAAGAGGAAACUAGAAAUGAUAUGAAACCUCCACCUGAAAAAAAGAGCAAGAAUAGAAUUAAUGAAACAGAAGUACGACAAAACACAGAAUAGUUUAAACGUAAUAAGAUCAGUAAGAAAUGAAAAUGUAUUGAAGAAGGUUGUGUUGAUAAAGUAAAAAAGUAAGCAAAUAUCAA
Messenger RNA from Malaya genurostris, 1121 nucleotides. RefSeq names its product mediator of RNA polymerase II transcription subunit 6 (gene MED6). NCBI's taxonomy places the organism in Eukaryota, Metazoa, Arthropoda, Insecta, Diptera, Culicidae. Gene Ontology annotation, cellular component: core mediator complex; mediator complex. Gene Ontology annotation, biological process: regulation of transcription by RNA polymerase II. The record is from RefSeq and is a predicted model, not a curated record. Gene Ontology annotation, molecular function: transcription coactivator activity. The transcript has 2 exons. The coding region runs from base 178 to 1038 and encodes 286 amino acids.